This is a messenger RNA of Anopheles nili, 3098 nucleotides long. It is a transcript of the gene Ttd14, whose product is annotated as TRPL translocation defect protein 14. Lineage: Eukaryota; Metazoa; Arthropoda; Insecta; Diptera; Culicidae. Gene Ontology annotation, molecular function: GTP binding; phosphatidylinositol binding; phosphatidic acid binding. The record is from RefSeq and is a predicted model, not a curated record. The coding region runs from base 524 to 1825 and encodes 433 amino acids. The transcript has 9 exons. Gene Ontology annotation, biological process: photoreceptor cell maintenance.
GUAACAUCAGUAAGCCUUCGGUACAGCAGCGGAAACACGGAAAACUGGUGCCGGAACCGGGGAAAAUUCUGUCAAAGAUACCCCCAAAAAAGCCGCGUGCGUGCGUGUUCGUUGGUGUGUUCUAUCCUCGACAUUGAAGCCCGCUGCCGAGAGAGCGCGUGUUUGCAGGAAAACCUACAAGAUUGGCAGUCACGUUUUUCGUUGUAUCCACCAAGACACAAAUCAGCCAAGUGCACCAGCUUUUUCCACGCUUAGGCAGCGGUCAUUACAGGCGGAUGCGUGUGACAAUCAUUAGCCGCCCUAGUCGAACCGUAAUUGCCAACCAUUUCACGCAAAGCGAGGUCUCAGGAUACGUCGGAGCUGGUUUCGGGAGGCCACAGAGUUAACCACGUUGUUCCGGUUUAUAUAAUUAACGCCGUGGUGGCACGUCCUUAGCAAUCAGCUAUACUACAGCACGGUUCUGGUGUUAACGUAAUUGGUAGCAAAUCCCGUUUGCCAAAAAUUGUUCAACAGCAGCAGCGGAAUGGAUGCGAUAGAGGAACGGAAGGUUUACCGUCUGGUGCUGACGGGAGGACCAUGCGGAGGCAAGACGACGGGACAGUCGCGGCUGUGCACAUUUUUCGAGAACCUAGGAUGGAAGGUUUUUCGCGUGCCUGAAACGGCCACAAUCCUACUCAGCGGUGGUAUCAAAUUCGCCGAUUUGGUGGCCGAUGAAGUAUACAAGUUUCAGGAAAAUUUGCUCCGAACGAUGAUUCAGAUCGAGAACACGUAUUUUGAGCUGGGUAGAACGAGCAACAAGAACUGUUUGAUCAUCUGCGAUCGCGGCUUCAUGGAUGCCAGUGCAUAUAUCUCAAAAGAAAAAUGGGAUCGAAUGAUGCGCUCAAACAACUGGAACCCGGUAGAGCUGCGUGACAAUCGGUACAAUCAAAUCAUCCACAUGGUAUCGGCUGCUAACGGUGCGGAACAGUUCUACGCAACGGAGGAGCAUUCGUGCCGCUCGGAAGGAGUCUCGUUGGCCCGCGAACUCGAUUACAAGGCGGCAUCGGCUUGGAUAGGCCAUCCGUAUUUCGACGUGAUCGACAAUUCCACCGACUUCGAGAACAAAGUCAACCGCAUGAUCGAGUGCGUGUGUCAGAAGCUUGGCAUCGACAUUGGCGAUCGCUUGUCGAUCACUUCGCGGAAAGUUAAAUUCUUGGUGUCCGGUCCCGUUCCUGCGGAUUCAGCGUUCCCCGCUUUCCAAGACUUCGAGGUAGUGCAUAACUAUUUGCAGUGUGCUGGCCCGCGGGUGCAGGCUCGCUUACGCAAACGCGGCCAGAAUGGGCGUUGGAGCUACAUUCACACGAUCCGCCGGCCGCAACAGCAUGGCCAAUCGAUUGAGGUACGAACGCAGCUGUCGCAUCGCGAUUAUUUGAACAUGCUGACCCAGCGGGAUGACGCGCACUUCAGCAUCUUCAAGAAGCGACGCUGCUUCUUGGUGAACAACCAGUACUUCCAGAUGGAUAUCUACAAGGAGCCGAGUCAUCCAAGAUGUAAGGGGUUGAUCCUGUUAGAAACGUACACUUCGCUGACCGGAGAUAAACUGCAGGCCAUCUUGCCGAAAUUUUUAAAUAUCGUCAAGGAAGUCACCGGACAACCAGACUACUCGAUGUUCAACCUAUCGCUACGAGAAGACUGGAACAACACGAAGAAGUUCUGCUAUUCGUUGCAUGAUCAAGAUGAUGCCGAUGUUAAAACGAACGGGCACUCACAUAAGAUGGUCAAUCAUGAUCACGAUCAGAACGUAGUUGUACAUCAGAAAAAUGCACGAGUAAGAGUAUUGUUGUGAGCAUGUGCGCUUGUGAUGAUUGUGGUUCAUAAAGGAUGGCGCGAGAUAAACGAAAGUGGAAUGAACGUGUUUGCUUGUAGCAUGCACAGUUGUUGCAGUGGAAGUACGAUCGAAGGAAAAACACAUGUCGGCCAUCUUACGUGUUGUCCUGUCGUGACUCAGAAGCAGAGGUAAUUGCAACGGAUAGGUAACGCAAUGGAAGAUUAGCUAUGAAUCCUUUAAUUUCACUAGAAAACGUGAGCCUGAUUAGAUUAUAUUUGUGUUAUUCUAGUGCUGCUUUUUGUUAGUUCAUUUUUUAUGUCGGCCAAUUUUUGUGUCACAGGCUCUUUUCAGUAAUCAAGAGUGGAAAAAUUUUCUUUUUUUUGCGAUGCAAUUUCACUAUAAAACUUUUUCCGAUAUUGUUUGCGUCAUUUCUUUAGCGUUUCUUUUUUGUCAAUAUAUUUUUUGAAAAAUGUUGCUUUCAUAAUGGACGGCCAGACGACUACUAAACGUUGAAACAAAAGUAAUGGAGUUUUUCGAUACUUAUACGGCAAUAGCUUACUUAAAAGUUUUACAUUGCAAAACUGUCACUUCCCGAUGGUUUAGGCGGAAGUUGUUUUUUUAACAGAUGGACCAGUUUACUUUAUUGUCCAGCAAAAUGUCGAAAGUACAUUUGCUUUUGCCCGAUAGUAAUACGAAUGCCAGUACCAAAAGCCAAAAUGCGUUCAAUCUCUUCCGAGAUGAACUAUAAUAAAAAUAAACCCCCCUGAAGCAGGGAGUCCUAAACAACACAAUACUACCUCUGUCAUCCGGUGAAGAAAUAACCUGCUUUUUCAUCCUACUACAUGGUAAAAAUAUUGGUUAUUCACGGAACCUUUUUUGUUUGCAAUGUUGUAUUCGACAACAGCCCGGGAACUCGCACUUGUUUUGUUGAGCAGCUGUGCGUUAUUCAUUUUUGUUUCUUUAAUUGUGUAUGUCAAUUGUAAAGUAGAUACAGUUUUGUUAUUUGAUCUUUUUUAUGUUCUCCUUUAUUACCACAUACUGCUGUCGCGUUUGGGUAAUAAUUUCGGAAAGAGUUUCAUGUUUGGCUGCAAUAAAAUUGCAUGCAUUUGGUGCUAUAAUACUUGCUGAUGAAGAGACUUCUCAGUUUUUCCCCGGAGUUGGAUUAAGAAAUUAGACGCCAAGUAUUUUUAUGCCUUUCGUUUUUGAUACACCAAUGUACUUAACUGCAAACAUAGUAAAACAAAAACAAAAAAAAAAACAACAAAACACGACAUACGCUCGUCCAAUAUUU